Limulus polyphemus (Atlantic horseshoe crab) is the source of this 1710-nucleotide messenger RNA. Its product is annotated as kanadaptin-like. The annotation marks the transcript as partial. Gene Ontology annotation, molecular function: protein binding; mRNA binding. The record is from RefSeq and is a predicted model, not a curated record. NCBI's taxonomy places the organism in Eukaryota, Metazoa, Arthropoda, Merostomata, Xiphosura, Limulidae. The transcript is spliced from 13 exons.
UCAGGAUUUUACAUCUAUGACUUGGAAAGCACACAUGGUACUUAUGUUAACAAACAGCGGCUCAAAUCCAAGGUGUACUGUCCUAUUCGAGUUGGGCAUAUGUUGAAGUUUGGAGGGAGUAGCAGACUGUAUAUUUUACAGGGUCCGGAGACUGAUAAAGAUGCAGAAUCUGAACUAACAGUUACAGAAUUGAAAGAACAGAAAAGACAGCAAGAAUUAGAUAAAAUGAAAAAAGAAAAGGAAAAGGCAGAAGAAGAGGAUGGAGAAAUUGACUGGGGCCUUGGUGAAGAUGCUGAAGAAGAAGAUAUUGAUGCAGAAAAUCCAUUUGCCCUCUCCACAGAAAAUGAAGAGCUAUAUUUAAAUGAUCCUAAAAAGACGUUGCGAGGAUGGUUUGAAAGAGAAGGCUGUGAACUUGAAUAUAAUGUGGAGGAGAAAGGAAUUGCACAUUUCACUUGCAGGGUAGAACUUCCUAUUGACUCUGUGACUGGUGAGCCUGUCUUUGCUGAAGCUUCAGUCAAAGGGAAGAAGAAAGAAGCUGUGGUUGCUUGUGCUCUAGAAGCCUGUCGAAUUCUAGAUCGCCAUGGAAUGUUACGCCAAUCCCAUCAUGAGGGUAGAAAAAGGAAACAAAAACAUUGGGAAGAGGAAGAUUUCUAUGAAAGUGAUGAAGAUACAUUUCUAGAUAGGACAGGAACUAUAGAGAAGAAACGAGAAAUGAGGAAAAAAAUGAUGAAAAAAGAAGAGAUUGUUGAAACCUACGAAUCACUGCUCCAUAAGUUAGAAAAUGUUCAGAAAGAAGUUCAAUAUAUUCAAGAUAGGCUACAGAAGAAGAAUGAAACAGAGCUUCUCAAUAUGAGUAGUGGUCAGGACUCACUAGAUGCUUUCAUGUCCUCAUUACAAGAUAACUUUACUGACAAAAGAACAAAGUCAAAGCUUCAGCUUCAACUUUCUCAACUACGCCAGGAAGAAAAAAAAUUACAGAAGCUUGUUAAUGCAGCAAGACCAGCAAAUCUUCCACCACUUUUAUUACCUCAAAUAAAACAUACUACAACACAUGAAAUUGGGAAAACUGUAUUACCCAUUACUGGUUCAAUGAAACGGCAUGUGGCUGGUAAACAUAAACAAAUGGCCAUGGCAAGAUCAAAACCACAGAGAGAUGUUCUGGUACUUAAUGAUAAACCAGAAGUAGAAGAGGAAGAAGAAGAAGAAGAUGAUCAGCCCACAUGUGAAAAAAUGCUUCCCGUUCAUGGCAGUAAACCAAAAGUGUCAGAAUGUAACCCUGAAUCAGAAAACGAGAAGACUAAAGAAGUCAUUAAAUCUCAACUAGUUGCAGUUGCUCAUGAAACCAAAAAAGAUAAAACUAGAACAGACAAAAAAAGAGUUCUUGGACCACAAUUGCCACCUUCAUGUUCUACUGUUUUAAACAUCCAGUCUAAAAUACCAGAUCAUCCCACAGGUACAGAACAAGAUUCUCCUGGUGAAGAGAAAUAUGUGUAUGAUGAGAAUGACUCGAACUACAGUAUCUGGGUGCCACCUUCAGAUCAAACUGGAGAUGGAAAAACUCAUCUGAAUGCAAAAUUUGGUUAUUAAAAGAAAAUGUUAAUUAAAACAAGUUAUGUUUCAGCUCUCUGUUACUUUCAAUAUUUGUAUACUGAAGAGAUGCAAAAAUGUACAAAUAAGAGAUUUUGGGAACAUACAAAUCUAAAAACUCAA